This is a messenger RNA of Venturia canescens, 2478 nucleotides long. It is a transcript of the gene Slh, whose product is annotated as sec1 family domain containing Slh. Gene Ontology annotation, molecular function: syntaxin binding. Gene Ontology annotation, cellular component: Golgi membrane; cytosol. The coding region runs from base 159 to 2048 and encodes 629 amino acids. The record is from RefSeq and is a predicted model, not a curated record. The transcript is spliced from 10 exons. NCBI's taxonomy places the organism in Eukaryota, Metazoa, Arthropoda, Insecta, Hymenoptera, Ichneumonidae. Gene Ontology annotation, biological process: endoplasmic reticulum to Golgi vesicle-mediated transport; intracellular protein transport.
CUUUGUUGUUAAAAAUUUAGCUACAGUUGGCUCCAGGUUUUUUAUUCCCAUAUGUGAUGUUGACAGAAUUGAAUAGAUUUAUUCAACGUCAGCAAAACAAAUUCUACUCUUCUAAUAGUUAGUGCUUUCUACAAGUAUCAAGCGGCUGUCCUGUAAAUAUGAUGAGCCUACGUGAUAAACAAAUUCAUGCUCUCAAGCAGAUGCUCAAUCUUAAUCAGCCAGAAUCAAAGGUCAAUGCUGCUGUACCAACAUGGAAAAUUUUGAUAUACGAUCGCAUGGGUCAGGACAUCAUUUCUCCAUUGAUUUCCAUAAAGGAGCUCCGAGAACUUGGCAUUACUUUGCACAUGCAGUUGCAUUCGGACAGAGACUCUAUACCUGAAGUUCCGGCAAUAUAUUUUUGUGCACCGAGCGUUGAAAAUUUAGGGCGCAUCGGUCAAGAUUUGCAGAAUGGCUUGUACGAUAUUUAUCAUUUGAAUUUCAUUUCUCCGAUAUCUCGACAAAAAAUGGAAGAUUUGGCAUCAGCUGCUUUGCUCUCGGGAGCCGUCGCUAAUAUUCAUAAAGUAUUUGAUCAGUAUCUCAAUUUCAUAACACUCGAAGAUGAUCUUUUUGUCUUGAGACAUCAGAACAGUGACGUCAUUUCGUACCACGCUAUUAAUAAAGGUGACAUAAAUGACACAGAAAUGGAAACCAUGAUGGACAUUGUUGUUGACAGCCUUUUCUCAGUAUUUGUCACUCUUGGAACAGUCCCCAUUAUUCGAUGUCCCCGUGGGAAUGCUGCAGCAAUGGUGGCCGAAAAAUUGGACAAGAAAUUGCGAGAAAAUGUAUGGGAUACAAGGAACAGUCUAUUUCAAGGUGAAGCUACCGGUUCUGGACAUUUUAGUUUCCAGCGACCUCUGCUGAUUGUUCUCGAUCGUAACAUAGACAUGGCAACUCCCCUUCAUCAUACAUGGACUUAUCAAGCUUUGGCUCAUGAUGUUUUGGAACUGGCUCUGAAUAGGCUUGUCGUGGAGGAAAAUGUUGGCAGAUCACCUGCAGGUGGUGCACGCUCGAAAACUCGAGCUUGCGAAUUGAAUAAUACUGAUCGUUUUUGGUGUCAGCAUAAAGGCAGUCCGUUCCCUAGGGUCGCUGAAGCUAUUCAGGAAGAACUCGAACAAUAUCGAACGUUCGAGGACGAAGUUAAAAAACUCAAAACGUCAAUGGGUAUCGACGGUGAUAGUGAUGCAGCUUAUUCUAUGGCAAACAAUACAGCUCGUUUAACAAGUGCUGUUAAUUCUCUGCCUCAACUUCUCGAAAUGAAGCGUCUCAUAGACAUGCAUACAACGAUAGCGACGGGAAUACUAAAUUCGAUAAAGUCGCGACGUCUCGACACGUUUUUUGAAAUCGAGGAAAAGAUUAUGAGCAAACAGACACUCGAUCGAAGCAUUCUCGACAUCAUAAACGAUCCGGAUGCUGGAACACCUGAAGAUAAAUUGCGAUUGUUCAUCAUCUACGAUCUGUGCAACAAUAUUUCCGAUGCGGAAUACAAUAAACACGAAGCAGCAUUGUCUAAUGCCGGCUGUGACUUGAACCCGUUAACGUACAUCAAACGAUGGAGAAGUUACACGAGGAUAUCAGGAGUGCAAAACAGUUAUGAAGGCGGUGGCACAAAGACGGUGAGUAUGUUUUCAAAGCUAAUGAACCAGGGCUCUUCGUUCGUGAUGGAAGGCGUCAAAAAUUUGGUGGUCAAGAGGCAUAAUUUACCAGUGACGAAAAUUGUUGACGAACUUAUGGAAAUGAGGCAGAGCACCGAAGUGGAAGAUUAUUAUUAUUUGGAUCCGAAACAACUGAAGCGAGUUGAGCAGACUCCUAAAAAUAGAACAACAUUCCAGGACGUCAUUGUUUUUAUUGUUGGAGGUGGCAAUUACAUUGAAUAUCAGAAUUUAGUUGAUUACGUAAAGCAAAAGACUGGUAGUGGUGCCAAUAAGAGGAUCGUAUAUGGUUCGACGACUCUUAUAAAUGCGAGACAGUUUCUCAAACAAUUGUCACUUCUGGGACAAGAAGCUCACUGAUCGCGUUUAAUAUCCAUCGAGGCUUUCCUUCAUCGCCGAAUAUACUACCAAGGCUGCCUCGACCUAAUUGUACAAUAUUUAUUGAAAAUAAGAAAGAUAUGAGACGCGGUUGCUAACCCCAAUUUUUCAAUACCAGCACACCUGUCGUAUUUAAUUCGUUCGAAACACAUUUUCACAUAAUCUUUGUAAAGGAAACGACUAUUGAAAGUUAGGUUUUAAGCCAAUGUUACGUUUUGAGGAUUCACGUUUUUUAAAAUAUUUACAUAGAUUGAAAAGUAUUUCGAAUGAUUUUUUUUUUUUUUUUUUAUUUAACCGUGCUUUUUUCGAUAGGAACUCAAGCUCGUAGGAAAGGAGAAGAUAUAAAAAAUCAUCGACGGGAGUGCAGAAAAAAUAUCCAGGUGGAUAAAAAAGAAUAAAAAACAAAUCGAAA